CUCCUGUGGUAUUGUAGUUGCGGUAGUUCUAUCACGACCACGACUGCAAACAACCACGACUCUCAGACAGUCAGGCUCUCAGACUCCAGACUCUCUCAGACUCUCUCAUCCAGACUCCAUCCAGACUCCAGCGCGACUGACGACGGGCCCGUUCCCCGUCGCUGAUGAAAUUAUUGCCCUCUGCUCGGCCUCACUCCGCGUCGCCCUUUAGGCAAAAAGCCGGGGGAUCCACUGGCGUGCGGCGUUGCCAGACCCCAGACACUCACAUCGCGCGCUGUGGUUGGUUUGGCGGCCUUAUUCGGUGGUUCCAUUUCCCCACUCAGGUCCACACGCCUGCUCCAUACUACACGCCGCUGUCGAGUGUCGACCUGCGCCGGCCGUCGCUCUCUCUGGAAUCUCUGGGAUGCGUGCUGCGUGGAAACUCGCAUCUCAAGUUCUCAACUCCUUUCACAUCCGCCGCUUCAACCACCACCACCACACCCCCCCCUCCCCUCCCCCACGACGACCUCAAGGCUCAACGACCCUCGCGCUCGCUCUCGCGCUCGACCUCGACCUCGACGGCACGCCGAAUUCUGUCAAAUCGACCCAGCGGAUCACGGCCAUGCGCAGAGCCCUGGAUUGACUGCUCGCCGUUCCCUCGCCGUUCCCCACCUCCACCUUUCCGACCACAUACCACAAUUCAUCCGUCUGUCUGUCUGUCUGUCUGCACGUCGUCGCUACUUGCGCAGACCUCACCUCACCUCACCUCACCUCCCCUCCUCGACCUCUCGCCCUGGGCACGCUGCCACCGCCCUCAAUUCGCCCUGGUCCUGGCCAUAAAUCUCGAAUCCCACGAUGCAUGAGGCUCGCCCGUGCCACGACGUCUUCUCACUCAUCCGCGCCGUCUGCGCAUCCCCGGCGACCCUGUGAAGUGUGUCGUCCCG
Hyaloscypha bicolor E is the source of this 923-nucleotide messenger RNA. RefSeq lists its product as uncharacterized. The transcript has a single exon. Bases 165 to 842 code for a protein of 225 amino acids. The record is from RefSeq and is a predicted model, not a curated record. Lineage: Eukaryota; Fungi; Ascomycota; Leotiomycetes; Helotiales; Hyaloscyphaceae.